Erigeron canadensis is the source of this 984-nucleotide messenger RNA. Its product is annotated as thaumatin-like protein. Bases 82 to 813 code for a protein of 243 amino acids. Gene Ontology annotation, biological process: defense response. Lineage: Eukaryota; Viridiplantae; Streptophyta; Magnoliopsida; Asterales; Asteraceae. The transcript is spliced from 2 exons. Gene Ontology annotation, cellular component: extracellular region. The record is from RefSeq and is a predicted model, not a curated record.
UCACUGUAAGACCUACAUUAAUUCCUUUUAUAACUUUCAUUUUCACAAAGUUUCCCACACUAUUCAGUCAGUAUCUCAUCAAUGGAGCUCCAAAAGACCUCCAUUUUCUUCAUCAUUUUCCUUAUCACGAUCCACACCAUCUCAGCCACAACCAUCAUGAUGGUUAACAAAUGUACCCACAAUGUCUGGCCCGGUAUCCAACCGGGUGCCGGGUCACCCAUUCUUGCCCGGGGCGGCUUCAAACUCCCCCCUAAAAGGUCCUACACUCUCUUCCUCCCACCUGCCUGGUCUGGCCGUCUUUGGGGCCGUGAAGGCUGUGCUUUUGAUGCUUCCGGCCGUGGUAAAUGCGCCACCGGCGACUGUGGUGGCUCCCUCUAUUGCAACGGCGCCGGCGGUGCCCCACCUGCUACUCUAGCUGAAAUCACUCUCACUGCUCAACAAGACUUUUAUGAUGUUAGCCUUGUUGACGGGUACAAUCUUCCAAUAGCUAUAAGGCCAUUUAAAGGAACAGGCAAAUGCACAUAUGCAGGAUGUGUUAGUGAUCUGAAUGUUAUGUGUCCGGUUGGGUUACAAGUCCGGUCACAUGACAAACGUCGCGUGGUAGCGUGUAAAAGCGCGUGUUCUGCUUUCAAUUCGCCUAGGUUUUGUUGUACCGGAAGUUAUGGUAACCCACAGACAUGUAAACCGACGGCGUAUUCAAGGAUCUUUAAGGUGGCUUGUCCGAGGGCUUAUUCAUAUGCGUACGAUGAUCCAACAAGUAUCGCGACUUGCACCGGAGCUAGCUAUAUGCUUACUUUCUGUCCUCACCAUUAAUUAGUGUUUUUAAAACGCUAAAAAUGUUCUUAUGGUAGUAUCGUUAUCAAAAAUGCAUUAUUAGGAAAUGCAACUUGAUCUAGCUAUAGAUUGUUUUAGAUUUAUUUUCGAACUUUGUAUUUGGCGUUACUUUAGAUUCUCUAUAUAUUAAUUAAUUAAACUAUGAUGAUA